AUGAUGGCCCCACUUGAGACCGGAACUGCGCAACACUUUGCCCUGCUUGCCCUGCUUGCCCUGCUUGCCCUGCGGGCGAAGGCCAAGAACUGUGCAGCCAAGUUCCGUCCCCAACAUCUACUUUGCUAUGAUGUUUGUACCUUGCUCAAGGCAACCGCCUUGAAAACUUUGGAGUACAAGUGCCCCUUUCCACACUGGGCCGCUCCGACUGAGUGUCCAUCAUGUCACCAAUCCUUCAAGCGAGUUUGCACAAAGCUGGGGUUUGCCGUUCCUUUCCCCGCGUCUGUUCUGAUGCGCCAUUCGGCCAACCGUACCAAGACCGGCCAGUACCUGGAGGCCAACCUACAGUCCCACCAACUCGAAACGGGCACCUCCUUUCCCCUUCUUCAACAAGAACCCACCAACACCGGAAUCCUUGCCUCCGAAACAUGGCUCAAACAGGUUUGGAUCGAGCUCGACUCAUUGGGCAUCAGAGUCAAGAUCUCCUCCCCUCCCUUGUCCCUCCACUGUGCCAACGAUCCUCUCUUGAUGGACAUCUUCAUCAAUGCCUUGGUCAACCAAGAGGACUUGCUGUGGCUCAACUGGUGCCGCCAAUACCUCCAAGUCACCACCCUCUCGGAACUCACCACCGCCGACGGGUGUUCCCUGACGGCAGCUUCUCUUGCCGACCAACACUCCGGACACUUUGUGACCAGCUACAAUUGGCCACGAACCCGACGCCCUGGCCCCUCUCAUUGGGACCUAUGGCGACGCGUCCUCUCUCAAGCCGAUCCCCGCCCCUACAGCCGCCGUCGCCGAUUGAUGCAGCCCCUCGGACCGUGGUCUGAUUCGCUAGACCGAUGGACUUGGCUCCUCUCUUGCACCUCUUUGAUCCUCUUCCACCGGACGGGAAACAACCUGGCAAUCAACCUACCCAUCAACACGCGUUCCCAUAAGACCUUCCGCAGGGAUCUUCAUCAUACCUGGACGGGAACCCUUCCUGGGGACGUCCAAAGAGCAUCAGUCAACCUUCACCCACGGACAGCCUACGUCACUGUCACGGGCACAACCCCGGUAGAUCCACCAGAUCAGGAGUCCUUGCCAGCCUCGAUCCUUCUCAUCUGGAGGGAAUUAGCAGCUGACAUGGACGACGAUUGGGGAUGGGGAAAGCUAUGGGUGAUCAGCAAUGGCUCCUUCAAGCUACAAGUGGGCACAGCCGCAGUCCAGCUACAAACUAGACGUGGAGGGCACGUCAUCUGGAUCAAGUGCCGUACACCUGGUAAACGAGAGGAUCAGAGUGCGUACCGGAGUGAACCUAUCGGUCUGUUAGCUGGUACCUUGGUGGCUUCUUGGCUCCACCUACGCCUACAGUCCCUCGCCAAGCCACGAGUCUGUGUGGCGUGUGAUGGGAUUGCCGCUCUUUGCCAAGCCUUCUCGACUUGGCCGCUGUCUCCAACCGCCCCACACUUCGAUCUCUUGUCCUCCAUCCGCGAGGCCCUCCGAGUUUCCAACAUAUCCUGGGCCGAACAACACGUGGGCGGCCAUGCUGACCGAACCAAGACAUGGCGACAGAUGUCUUGGUGGGAACGACGGAACUCCAAGGUGGACGACAUAGCCCAGGGCUACGCCGACGAGCUGAUCGCCACCGACGACACGAUCGCCACCAACCCCCAAGCUCUGCUCCGAACCCUGUGCAACAAUGAGAAGGUCUCCUGCCUGGCCUUGGAAUCGGUCGACGAAGCCGUUGUCCUGCCGGAAUUGAUGGAAUACUGGGCAGCCAAAGGCCGCCUUGCUCCCAAGCACUUCCAAUCGGUGGACUGGCCGAUCAUGCACCGAGCAAUGAAGUCUCUGAAGCCCCCCAAACAGCGUUUCAUCACAAAACACCCCGUUGGCAUGUGCGGAGUCAGCAAGUUCCAUAAACGAUGGGGUCUCGACUCUGAGAACCGAUGCCCCUUGUGCGGACUGGAGGAAGACCACCUACACGCCCCCCCGCUGCCCUUCCGACCGGGCCAAGACCCAGUGGCAGCUCCUACUCCAAGAACUCUAAGAAUGCUUCCACCUCAAACAGAGACUCCGUGGUACCGCCUACACGGAAUAUAUUCUUCCGCCCUCACUCAAGUCUGUGAGGCUCAACUCCGCCUUGGCCCCCAAUGUCUCCUUGAAGGCCUUCUCGUCCACGGCUGGGCCGACCUCCAGCAACAAUUCUACCGCUUUCGCGGUAGUCGCCGAUCCGGUAACCGCUGGGCUGCCAAUCUAUCUCGACAGCUCAUCCUUAUUGGUAAAGGCAUGUGGAAGCAUUGCAAUGAUGUCUUUCAUUCUGACAACAACAUCGUCAACCAACAGCGCGCAACUGCUCUCAAUCGACGCAUCCACGAAGAAUUUGAUAUGGGUCUUUGCGACCUACCCCGGAAACAUCGUCGCCCUGCCAUCCGUCGAUCCCGCCUUGUAGAAUUCCUCCGACUCCACCUGGCGGACAAGGAGGAAUGGGUCCUCGUCAUCUCCGAAGCCCGCCGCAAAAUCAGACGAUCUCUUGCAUUGAUGUGGGAACUGACCCACCCUACUCCUCGCCCAGCAGCCCCCUGA
Molecule: messenger RNA, 2562 nt
Organism: Cylindrotheca closterium
Lineage: Eukaryota; Bacillariophyta; Bacillariophyceae; Bacillariales; Bacillariaceae
Source: the annotation of a GenBank genome assembly